Molecule: messenger RNA, 1040 nt
Organism: Acaromyces ingoldii
Lineage: Eukaryota; Fungi; Basidiomycota; Exobasidiomycetes; Exobasidiales; Cryptobasidiaceae
Product: putative SOD2-superoxide dismutase precursor, mitochondrial
Exons: 3
Coding region: 25-711 (228 amino acids)
Biological process (GO): superoxide metabolic process
Cellular component (GO): mitochondrion
Molecular function (GO): metal ion binding; superoxide dismutase activity
Source: RefSeq, a predicted model, not a curated record
AAGCAAGCAAGCAAGCAAGCAAGCAUGAUGAUCCGGACCGCCCUCACCCGCACGGCGCAGCCUGCGCUCGCCUCUGCUGGCCUCCGCACCGCCGCAGGCUCCGUGCGCGCCAAGCACACGCUCCCGGACCUGCCCUACGACUUUGGCGCCCUCGAGCCGUCCAUCUCUGGCCAGAUCAUGGAGCUGCACCACCAGAAGCACCACCAGACGUACGUCAACGGCCUCAACACCGCCGAGGAGCAGCUGCAGGAGGCUGUGGCCAAGAACGACGUCAAGAAGGCGCUUGCCGUGCAGAAGGCCCUGAACUUCAACGGCGGUGGCCACAUCAACCACUCGCUCUUCUGGCAGAACCUGGCGCCGCAAAAGGCCGGCGGCGGCGAGCUGCACGCAGGCCCGCUCAAGGAGGCCAUCGAGCGCGACUUUGGCAGCCUCGACAACCUCAAGGCCAAGUUCAACGGCCAGAUUGCCGCCAUCCAGGGCAGCGGCUGGGGCUGGCUCGGCUACAACCCCACCAACGGCAAGCUCGACAUUGUCACGACGGCCAACCAGGACCCGCUCCUGUCGCACGUGCCCCUCAUCGGCGUCGAUGCCUGGGAGCACGCCUUCUACCUCCAGUACCAAAACGUAAAGGCCGACUACUUCAAGGCGAUCUGGAACGUCAUCAACUUCAAGACGGCCGACGAGCGCCUCAAGCAGGCGCAGUCGCAGUAGGCUUGUUUACAUGUAUUGCGUGGCAGAAGGUAGAGCGAUGAUGGAAUGGCCAUUGAACCACGUCCCUCGGCGAGGGUCGAGUGGUGUGAGAUGAAAAGAGAGGAAAAAUUGAAUGCGCAAGGGCAAGGGCAGGGCAUCGAAGUGAGGAUGGCGAGUGCAACGUCGACAAAGUUCAGAAAAGAUCGCAGGCAGAAGAGGAGGGGAGAGCGCCCCCCGCAAGGCGAGCCAAUCGAGCCGUAGCUCUAACGUGGAAGGUCUGUGCGACCGUGCCAAGCACCGCUCUCCCAUCGCCUGCUCUUGACGAGACGGGCGAAAGGUAGAGGUAAAGA